AUGGCACCGCAUCAUCAACGCUCAGAGUCGGAGGACUCCUACGAGCCCCGACCCAGUCGUCAGGAUGCAGACGGUGACUAUGGCUAUGACAGAAAGAAAAGAAGUCGACGUGGUAUCGAUGGGAAAUCGGACGAACUAACUCGGCGUCAUCGGAGAGGACGCGACCCCGGAGGCGGCCGCAAGCAGAUUCGCGGUCGGACCCGGACCCGGACCCGGAACAGGAGUCGGGGUGGCGACGAGUGGGAUAGGGACCGCGAACAUGCUCCACGAGCAAGCUACACCCGCAAGCCUCGGUACUCCUCCGGCCCUUCCUGCUGCGGCAUGCGGCGUAGCCGUCCAAGGAACGGGGGCAACAACGACGACGAGACCAGCGAGGAUGAUGACGAGUUCCGCCCUCGCCGCCUCCACUACCCUCGCCCCGACCCGACCACAAAGGGCCCCUCCGCCAACGGUGCCAACGCCAACACCAACACCAACACCAAACCCAACCCGAACAUCGGGAAUCAACGCCCCCAACCCCGGUCGAACACCAAACCCAACGCCAAGCCCAACGCCAAAACCGAGACCAGGGCCAAGCCCAAAACUACAGCCAAGGCCCAAAAAGCAGCGCAAUACGCCGCCCUCGGCACCGCCGUCCGCGUAGCCCUCCAGUCUGGCGCCCAAGCCGCCUACAAGUUGCGCAACCACCCGUCCCCCUGGCUCGGCGAGAAGGGCCUCCGUGUUGUCGCCGCCGCCGUGGUCCCCGGCAUCGUCGACGGCUACCUUGCCAGCCGCAAGGCCUCUUCCCGCUCGUCCUCGGCUGCUAAAUAGGGCGGCGGGAAGGGUUAUAAGGGGAGAAGAUACUGCCUAGUUGGACAGACCGAAGCGAUAGGUGGCCUUUGUCUCUUCUCCCUAUCAUGUAUUUUCCGUUUCCUCUUUCCCCCGUCUGCG
This is a messenger RNA of Sodiomyces alkalinus F11, 930 nucleotides long. RefSeq lists its product as hypothetical. The coding region runs from base 1 to 810 and encodes 269 amino acids. Lineage: Eukaryota; Fungi; Ascomycota; Sordariomycetes; Glomerellales; Plectosphaerellaceae. The record is from RefSeq and is a predicted model, not a curated record. The transcript is spliced from 2 exons.